AUGAAGAAGGAAGCUCCUGCCCCUCCUAAAGCCAAAAGUGAAGGCCUUGAAAGGCAAGAAGGCAAUGCUGAAAGGUGCCCACAGUCCCAAAAAGAUCUGCAUGUCUCCUACCUUGUGGUGACCCAAGACCCUGUGGCUCCAGAGACAGCCCAAAUACCCUCCAAAAGCAUGCCCAGGAAAAACAAGCUUGACCACUAUGCCAUCAACGAAUUGCCCCCUGACCGCCCAGUCAACCAUGAAGAAAAUAGAAGAGGACAACACGCCUGUGUUCAUGUGGAUGUCAAGGUCAAUGAACACCAGAUCAAACAGAGUGUGACGAAACUAUGA
Molecule: messenger RNA, 327 nt
Organism: Microtus ochrogaster (prairie vole)
Lineage: Eukaryota; Metazoa; Chordata; Mammalia; Rodentia; Cricetidae
Product: 60S ribosomal protein L23a-like
Exons: 1
Coding region: 1-327 (108 amino acids)
Source: RefSeq, a predicted model, not a curated record